Molecule: messenger RNA, 1687 nt
Organism: Eutrema salsugineum
Lineage: Eukaryota; Viridiplantae; Streptophyta; Magnoliopsida; Brassicales; Brassicaceae
Exons: 5
Coding region: 233-1465 (410 amino acids)
Biological process (GO): endoplasmic reticulum tubular network organization
Cellular component (GO): endoplasmic reticulum tubular network
Source: RefSeq, a predicted model, not a curated record
UCCUCCAAGGGGAAGACAACUUUCGUAGAGAGCGAAGCAUCGUAUCUAGCCUCCUCCUCUUCACGAUAUUCGAAGUCUCCUUUCUCCAGACAAUUCCAGAUCAGAAGGAUUCGCGUUAAAGUGGUCGAUUCUUCGAUCCCCGAGGCAAGGAUUUUGGUUUGUGUGAGAAACCCAUUUCUGUAGUUUGAUUUUGUAAGUGGAAGUGUAAAAGCUUCAGCGAAGGAUAUAGGCGAUGGCGGUUGAAAAGAAGGACCAUGAAGGAACGGUGGUUGAGAACGGCGAGAAGAAUGAUUCCGCCGUUGUACCCUCGGUCUCGGCCUCUGCCGGCGGUGGCGACGGCGGCGAGAAGAAGAAGAAGCCUAAGGGUUUGUUCUCGCGUAUUUGGAAUGGGAUAUUUAGGGUUAAAGGAGACGAUUUCGAGAAGAGACUUACAGGCAUCUCAAAGGAAGAAGCGACUGUUCGAUCCAGGAUGAAGCGCAGAUCGAUUACAAGGAGAAAGCUCGUUCGAAAUCUCAUCGCUUUCUCUAUCUUCUUUGAGAUAAUUGCAGUGGGUUAUGCGAUCAUGACAACCAGAGAUGAGGAUUUGGAUUGGAAACUGAGGAGUUUCAGGAUCUUGCCGAUGUUUCUUUUACCUGCUCUUGCUUCUCUUGCAUACUCUUCACUCGUUAGCUUCACGAGGAUGUGUGACCGCCGAGAUCAAAGUACAUUGGAAAAGCUUCAACGUGAAAUGUUGGGAAAGAUGGAUGAGUUAAAAGAGAAGACCAAUUAUUUCACCACACUAGAUAUUAUUCGUAGGUUUGACCCUGACCCAGCUGCAAGGGCGGCCGCUGCAACUAUUCUGGCAUCCAAGUUGGGUGCUGAUUCAGGCUUGAAAGUAUUUGUAGGAGAUGAAUCCCAACUUGACGCCUCCACAGGGAAGAGCAAUGACAUGGAAGCCAAACACUCGCAAGGGCUCAGGAACCGAAGACAACCAAAUGCAAAACGCAACAGUGCUGGGACCACGCCAACCCAUUAUUCUGAUAACGAGUCUAACCAUUCUGGAACAAGCGAAGGAACCACCGGCACAGAGCAAAACCAGCAGAUGGCUUUUGAGCAUUAUAACCCUCAGGGAUAUGCUGCUCAUGAUGGCAGCUGGAUCUCACGCAUUGCGGCUCUCCUCGUGGGAGAAGACCCAACUCAGUCAUAUGCACUCGUCUGCGGGAACUGCCAUAUGCAUAACGGACUUGCCCGGAAAGAGGACUUCCCGUACAUGACUUACUACUGUCCUCAUUGUCAAGCCCUGAACAAGCCGAAACAUUCAGAAGAGCAUUCACUUAUUGCUCCUGCGGAUACAGUCUCUCUGAAGCCAAUGGAAAGCGAAGUGAAGAAUAGCAGUAGCUCGACCAGUGAGCGUGGUGACAGUCCAGUGCCUUCACAGAUUUUGGAAGAAGCCCCGGAAACAACUCAGAGUGGGACACCAAGCUAAGAAAGUUCCUGUGAGGUAACAACAACCAAAAAAAAAAAAGAGGCUUUCUUUCAAGUGUUUUGCUAAAAAAGAGAGGUUGAUGUGUACUAAAAAGGAGAGGUUGAUAUGUGCUAAAAAAGAGAGGUUGAUAUAUGCUAUAAAAGUAAAAUCUGUAGCUGCUUGCAAUUUUGAUUGUUGAACACAGACAAUCCGAAUAGGUUUUUAUUAUUUAUUUAUUUAUUA